Tachysurus vachellii is the source of this 1101-nucleotide messenger RNA. RefSeq names its product transmembrane protein 272-like. The coding region runs from base 121 to 660 and encodes 179 amino acids. The record is from RefSeq and is a predicted model, not a curated record. The transcript is spliced from 5 exons. NCBI's taxonomy places the organism in Eukaryota, Metazoa, Chordata, Actinopteri, Siluriformes, Bagridae.
GGCAGUGUAUGCUUACCUCAUAUGCUGUACCUCUGUCAUACAUGUUUGUUAUGUUAAGUGUUUAAUACGGAUCAUCUCAGCCACAGAAAAGGACUGCAGAAUAGAGAUCAGACAGAACAAAUGGGUGAUAGAAUGCAAAACAUGAUGGCAGCAUCAGGUACAGAGAAACUCCUGAAUGUGAAUCCAAACAUUUCCUGUUUAGUGAUCUCCAAAUUACUUAUGGCGGGUUUCUCCAUUGCUCAGAUCUUCAUCAGUGCAAAGUAUCUAAUGGAGUGUACCCAGCAGAACUACAUCCCUGUGUAUUUGCUGGUGUCUGGAGUGCUUAACAUGGCCAUAUUACUGCUUGCCUGCCUGCCCUGUGGUCAGAAUGAUCGAGUACUGAAGUAUCUCUCUGGUAUAUGGACCAGCCUUGCGUCUGUAUUCACAUUCUGUUGGGUGAUUGCUGGCAGUGUGUGGAUCUACUCUAUCUACCCCCCUAACUACAACUCAACUGUGGUGGGUAAGCCCUACUGCAACAAGACGCUCUACCUGUUUGCCUUUUGGACCACCACUGUGGGUUACAUUUUCUUAGGAAUAUUGUUGGUGGGCUUUUGUUGCUUUCUCGUAUGUGUUUGUGUACAAAAUUCAAAAAGCCAUUCUGAACCAGAACCCCAAGCCUGACUACAAUGUUACAGAGAAAACACAAUGAAUAUCCAUAAAUGAUAACAGUCAUCCUGAUUACAUACUAAUGUAGUAUUUAAAAGUUUUAAAAUGUGAAAAUAUGCUUUGGAGAUCAGCAAGCUAUAUGUCUAAUGUUUGUUUGGGAAACUGUCAAAGAGUGUGAUAAUCAUAAGUGUAAACAUUACUGUUAAUUUAUGUUUUUCUCUAUGCAACUCAGUACAAGGAUAUGAAUAACAACAUUGCAUGUAAUGUUAUAUGCACUAUGCUGUCAGGUGCAGACUUUACAAAGCUCUAAAACAUCAGUUUUGAUUUCAUGGGGAAUUCAUGAAAUUCAUGAUUUCAGUCACUUAAAAGAGAGACCAUUGCUUCUCAGCUUGCUGACUAUACAGGACUUUUCCAGAGAUUGUUCAAAUACUAUAUUAAGUAAAUACAUUUAAAGUA